Molecule: messenger RNA, 579 nt
Organism: Malassezia vespertilionis
Lineage: Eukaryota; Fungi; Basidiomycota; Malasseziomycetes; Malasseziales; Malasseziaceae
Gene: SDH3
Product: cytochrome b subunit of succinate dehydrogenase, Sdh3p
Exons: 1
Coding region: 1-579 (192 amino acids)
Biological process (GO): mitochondrial electron transport, succinate to ubiquinone; tricarboxylic acid cycle
Cellular component (GO): membrane
Molecular function (GO): succinate dehydrogenase activity; electron transfer activity
Source: RefSeq, a predicted model, not a curated record
AUGUCGCGCUCGCCGCUGGCGGUGCGCCAAAGCGUCAUGGGCGCUGCACGCUUUGCGCCCAACUCUCUUGUGCUGCCACAGCCGUCGCGCACUCUCACAACCUCGCCGAUCGUACGCGCGCUUCCCUGGGCGCGCAAUGUCAAAACGGUACACAUGUCCGAGCCGCAGGACUUAAAGAACUUGAACCACGUCCGCAUGGACCGCCCCAUCUCUCCUGAACUGAGCAUUUACCAGCCGCAGCUGACGUGGUACAGUUCAAUCUUUAACCGUAUCACGGGCGUCGGGAUGAGUGUCCUCUUGUACGGCUACUGCAUGAGCUAUGCCGUGCUGCCCUUUACGGGCUAUGGCGAGCUUUUGUCCUCGGUAAAUGUGAUCCAGUUUUUCCACGAGCUCCCGGUCUGGGCCAAGCUCCUUGUCAAGGCGCCGCUCGCAGCCACCUUUUCGUUUCACACGUUCAACGGCAUGCGUCACUUGUCGUGGGACAGCGGCUACUUUUUGGACUUGAAAACUUCCUACAUGGCCGGAUACACCGUCAUUGGCGCAUCGAUUUUGGCGACGGUCGGUCUUUGUAUGCUGUAA